Messenger RNA from Myotis lucifugus (little brown bat), 5452 nucleotides. It is a transcript of the gene ZMYND8, whose product is annotated as zinc finger MYND-type containing 8. Lineage: Eukaryota; Metazoa; Chordata; Mammalia; Chiroptera; Vespertilionidae. Gene Ontology annotation, molecular function: protein binding. Gene Ontology annotation, biological process: regulation of DNA-templated transcription. The record is from RefSeq and is a predicted model, not a curated record. The transcript is spliced from 25 exons. Bases 283 to 4143 code for a protein of 1286 amino acids.
CCCUUUCCCAAGUUUUUCUUGCUGCAAAAGGCCUAGCUUAGCCUGUCUUUUUCUAUGCACAGGAUGGCUCUUGCUCACCAGAGCCUCACAAAGAUAAUCGCUCAGGAAGUGUUUCAGCCAAUCCCGGGCCGCCUUACACUCCGAUUUGCCGGGCCAGCCAAUCGGGGAUGAGCUCUUAUUAGGCGGCCAGAUCAUCAAGCCGAAGUGCCAAACCCUUUUUCUGUGAGAACUAGGAGCCUGUCCUCCAUGUUUUAUAAGUAUUGACAUUACACAGUGUUAACAAUGCAUCCACAGAGUCCCAAAUCUGCCAGCCUGUUCUCUCUUCUUAACUGUGGAAAAAUGAGACGGUUGCUUGAACAUGUUGGCUUGGCCGAGGAGGAAAUCAAAACAGAACAGGAGGUGGUAGAGGGCAUGGAUAUCUCCACUCGAUCCAAAGAUCCUGGCUCCGCCGACAGAACAGCCCCGAAAAGAAAGUUCCCCAGCCCUCCGCAUUCUUCCAAUGGCCACUCGCCACAGGACACAUCCACAAGCCCCAUUAAAAAGAAAAAGAAACCCGGCUUACUGAACAGUAACAAUAAGGAGCAGUCAGAACUAAGACAUGGUCCGUUUUACUAUAUGAAGCAGCCACUCACCACAGACCCUGUUGAUGUUGUACCGCAGGAUGGACGGAAUGAUUUCUACUGCUGGGUUUGUCACCGGGAAGGCCAAGUCCUUUGCUGUGAGCUCUGUCCCCGGGUUUAUCACGCUAAGUGUCUGAGACUGACAUCGGAACCAGAGGGGGACUGGUUUUGUCCUGAAUGUGAGAAGAUUACAGUAGCAGAAUGCAUCGAGACCCAGAGCAAAGCUAUGACAAUGCUCACCAUCGAACAGUUGUCCUACCUGCUCAAGUUUGCCAUUCAGAAAAUGAAACAGCCAGGGACAGACGCAUUCCAGAAGCCUGUUCCGUUGGAACAGCAUCCCGACUACGCAGAAUACAUCUUCCACCCCAUGGACCUUUGUACAUUGGAAAAGAACGCUAAGAAGAAAAUGUAUGGCUGCACAGAAGCCUUCCUGGCUGAUGCCAAGUGGAUUUUGCACAACUGCAUCAUUUAUAAUGGGGGAAAUCACAAAUUGACGCAAAUAGCGAAAAUAGUCAUCAAAAUCUGUGAGCAUGAGAUGAAUGAAAUCGAAGUAUGUCCAGAGUGUUACUUAGCUGCUUGCCAAAAACGCGAUAACUGGUUUUGCGAGCCUUGUAGCAAUCCACAUCCCUUGGUCUGGGCAAAACUGAAGGGGUUCCCAUUCUGGCCUGCCAAAGCUCUGAGGGAUAAAGAUGGGCAGGUGGAUGCCCGGUUCUUCGGACAACACGACAGGAACCCAGGCCGUCCAGUGUCAGGAGGCGAAAUGGAAGUUAGCCGAGAUGAUCGUGGGUUUGAUAGGAGGAACAGAAACAGUCAUUUUCCAGAAAUCACUUGCCAAGCAACUUCAUUGAAGGCACUUAAGAACCUGGGAAGAAACAGAGCCUGGGUUCCAAUAAAUAAUUGCUACCUCAUGUCUAAAGAAAUUCCUUUUUCUGUGAAAAAGACUAAAAGCAUCUUCAACAGUGCAAUGCAGGAGAUGGAGGUUUAUGUGGAGAACAUUCGCAGGAAGUUUGGGGUUUUUAAUUACUCUCCGUUCAGGACACCCUACACGCCCAACAGCCAGUACCAAAUGCUGCUCGACCCCAGCAACCCGAGCGCUGGUGCCGCCAAGAUAGACAAGCAGGAGAAGGUCAAGCUCAACUUUGACAUGACGGCGUCCCCCAAGAUCCUGAUGAGCAAGCCCAUGCUGAGCGGGGGCACCGGCCGCAGGAUCUCCUUGUCGGACAUGCCGCGCUCCCCCAUGAGUACAAACUCGUCCGUGCACACGGGCUCCGACGUGGAGCAGGACCCCGACAAGAAGGCCAUGUCCAGCCACUUCAGCGCAAGCGAGGAGUCCAUGGACUUCCUGGACAAGAGCACAGCGUCGCCGGCCUCCAUGAAGACGGGCCAAGCGGGGAGUUUAUCCGGCAGCCCGAAACCUUUCUCUCCUCAAGCGUCCACGCCAAUCACGACGAAAGCAGACAAGACGGCCACCACCGGAAGCAUCCUGAACCUUAACCUGGAUCGAAGCAAGGCCGAGAUGGACUUGAAGGAGCUGAGCGAGUCCGUCCAGCAGCAGGCUGCCCCCGUGCCUCUCAUCUCUCCCAAGCGGCAGAUCCGCAGCAGGUUCCAGCUCAAUCUUGACAAGACGAUAGAGAGUUGCAAAGCACAACUAGGCAUAAAUGAAAUCUCGGAAGAUGUUUACACGGCCGUAGAGCACAGCGACUCGGAGGACUCUGAGAAGUCAGACAGUAGCGAUAGUGAGUAUAUCAGUGAUGACGAGCAGAAGUCCAAGAAUGAGCCGGAAGACGUGGAAGACAAGGAGGGCGCUCAGGUGGACAAAGAGCUGUCUGCUGUCAAAACAAAGCCCAAGCUGGCCAGCCCGGUGGAGAUUAAAGAGGAGCUGAAAAGCGCUUCGCCCCCCAGCGAGAAAGCAGACCCAGGCUCAGUCAAGGAAAAGGCGAGCCCCCCGCCCGAGAAGGACUUCUCGGAGAAAGCCAAACCAACGCCUCACCCCACAAAGGAUAAGCUGAAGGGGAAAGAUGAGACGGAUUCCCCAACGGUCCACUUGGGCCUGGACUCUGACUCGGAGAGCGAACUUGUCAUAGAUUUAGGAGAAGACCAUUCUGGGCGGGAGGGUCGGAAAAACAAGAAGGAACCCAAAGAACCAUCUCCCAAGCAGGAUGUGACUCUAGUUGUAGCUAAAGCUCCACCACUGUCCACUACGGCCGGCAGCCAGUCUCCCCCCGAAACGCCGGUCCUCACCCGCGCGUCCUCCCAAACUCCCACAGCUGGUGUCGCGGCCACCACCAGCACCACGUCCACGGUCACAGCCCCGGCGGCCACCGCCACCGCCACCAUCACGGGAAGCCCAGUGAAAAAGCAGAGGCCGCUUUUACCGAAGGAGACUGCUCCGGCCGUGCAGCGGGUCGUGUGGAACUCCUCAAGUAAGUUUCAAACGUCCUCCCAAAAGUGGCACAUGCAGAAGAUGCAGCGCCAGCAGCAGCAGCAGCAGCAGCAGCAAAGCCAGCAGCAGCAGCCUCAGUCUUCCCAGGGGACGCGAUAUCAGACCAGACAGGCUGUGAAAGCUGUCCAGCAGAAGGAGAUCACGCAGAGCCCGUCCACCUCCACCAUCACCCUGGUGACCAGCACUCAGUCGUCGCCCCUGGUCACCAGCUCGGGGGCCACCAGCACCCUGGCCUCUUCAAUCAACGCAGACCUUCCCAUCGCCACUGCCUCGGCCGACGUCGCCGCGGACAUCGCCAAGUACACUAGCAAAAUGAUGGAUGCAAUCAAAGGAACGAUGACAGAAAUAUAUAAUGACCUUUCCAAAAACACUACUGGAAGCACAAUAGCUGAGAUUCGCAGGCUGAGGAUUGAGAUCGAGAAGCUUCAGUGGCUGCACCAGCAGGAGCUCUCCGAGAUGAAACACAACUUGGAGCUGACCAUGGCGGAGAUGCGGCAGAGCCUGGAGCAGGAGCGGGACCGGCUCAUCGCCGAGGUGAAGAAGCAGCUGGAGCAGGAGAAGCAGCAGGCGGUGGACGAGACCAAGAAGAAGCAGUGGUGCGCCAGCUGCAAGAAAGAGGCCAUUUUCUACUGCUGCUGGAACACCAGCUACUGCGACUACCCCUGCCAGCAGGCCCACUGGCCCGAGCACAUGAAGUCCUGCACCCAGUCAGCUACCGCCCCUCAGCAGGAAGCGGAUUCCGAGUCGAACACAGAAACACUAAACAAGUCCUCCCAGGGGUCCUCCUCCAGCACACAGGCCGCCCCUUCAGACACAGCCAGCGCCUCGAAAGAGAAGGAGACGUCUGCUGAGAAGAGCAAGGACAGCGGCUCGACCCUCGACCUUUCUGGCUCCAGGGAGACGCCCUCCUCCAUUCUCUUAGGCUCCAACCAAGGCUCUGACCAUUCCCGGGGCGGCAAGUCCGGCGGCUGGAGCGGCAGCGAUGAGAAGCGAGGAUCGUCGCGUUCCGAGCACAACGCCAGCGCCAGCUCGAAGAGUCUCCUCCCGAAAGAGUCUCGGCUGGACGCCUUCUGGGACUAGGGACAAGCCGCGCCCCCAGCCGUCCGCCCCCCGGAGGAAGAAGGCGGACCCCGGGCCGCCAGGGAACGGCGCAGACACGUGAGGCGGGAGACCACCCCUCCGGACCCGAGGGCUCCACCCAGACCUGGCCUUUCUUCCCACCGAGGGUCCCACACUACACGCCCCCACGAGCUCCGAGGACCGUCCACCCACAUGAACUCACGCUUUAGGUGUAAAUAGUGUACAAUUUGUGGAUGUCACUGAACUUAGAGUACCUUCCCCUUUUUAUAUUUGUAUUGACUUUAACUUAUAAAAAAAAAAAAAGAAAAAGAAAAAAGAAAAGCGAUUAGAAAAAAACACCCAACAACACAAAGGAUGUUCUGGUGUUGGAAGGGGUGGUCCGGGGCCCGUCCGUCUGGAGGCGGCACCGGGAUGGUGAGUUCUGGCAGGUUCUGUGCUGCCGUGGGCACCUCCCAUCAAGCCAUCGCCCCUUCCCGACACCGCGCUGCUGCUUCAUCAGAUGCAAGCUCUCUGGGCCCGGAGGACGCAGAAGGACGCGGGUGGCAGGAGCUGCUUCUGUGACGUGACCGACGCGGUGACUCGCCUCCUAAAAGGGAAAACCCAGUGUCCUUGUUUACAGACGAGAAGCAGAAACCAGCCCCACUCAGCGCAGCGCAGGAGAGAAGAACACCGGGCGUUUCGAGUCCUCGGAACCGAGAGAAAUCUCUCCCGUGCGUGUGGCUCCUUCCGACACACUCACACGCUGGGGGAGAGAGGUCCUGUGCUUGGCGGAGGGAGGACGGAGGCCGGGCGCACGCGGAGGACAGUCGAGCCUGGAUGAAGCAUGUCUGUAGUAUUUAUACGAGGGGAUUUUACGUUUUUAUGUAAGCAUGAAACCAAGGCAGUGUGAGAGGACACGCCCGCCAUGCUGUCUGUUACACUACGAACGCUGUGGCUCCGUUUUGUUUGUUGUGUAAAACAAAAGGCGUUGAGCAAGCGGAGGGGGAUGUCUGUAUAUGAGGAAAUUAAUUGUACGAUAUCAUUCCAGCCCAUCUCGUUGUACAUUUUAGUCUCGUUUACUUUCUCUUCAUUGUUGAUAAGAGGAUGCGGACUGUACAGUUUCCAGCUAGUUACCCAUAUUAGAGAAGAAGUAAGAAGGGAGUAUUAGAAGAAAACAGGAGAGAAAGAACAUUUGUGAAUUGCAGUUAUCAAAAAAAAAAAAUAGCCUAGCUGGCCUUAUUUGUGAAGCAUAAUUGCUUUUAGCAUAUGGAAGUAUUUUUUCACAUUUUCUUUGUAUAAAAUUUGUAUUAAACUUAAAUAUCUUUUUUGA